UUGGUGUUAAUGCAGCUGAUGCUGCUGCACCACAGUAAACUACUCCAGCCAGAUUUUGUUCCCUGAUUUCUCAGAACGGGCUGAUCAAGUCGUAAAAUGAUGAUGUUUCGAAAUCUCGAAUUUCCACUCGAAUAGGGCGAAUUUAUUAUUUACCGUCACUCUGUCAGUUCCUUUUUCGGGGUGCAUAUUUCAGUUCAUUUAGUAAAGGCUACAGAGCUUAGAAGUUCCUAGGGUAAUCUUUUGGAGCUUAAACCGUAAACGCCAAGCGGAUCCUUUUUUGGUCAAAGACUUUUCCGAUUCGAAAUGGAUCCACCGACGCAGCUUCCAGUCCAUCGCUCCCUAAGCAAUCCCGCGGCGGAAAACUCCGAAUCGUCACCUGUGCCUCCGUCGCCCAUUCCCGAUGAACACAUCAUGCUAACCAACGAAGAAGCCACUCUGUGCAAACUGGAUGCCAUCAAAAUGGGCUAUUGGAAGGAUCCCUACUUGCCGCAGUUCGUGCAUGGAUCAUUCCGUCACGAACGCAAAGCACCGGACAUGUACAAGGGCUACUAUGCCCGUGUGAAAUGUGUGGAACGCCUUGUUCUGGACUUCGUCCAUGCUGUGAUUAAGGACAACAAGGCAGAGAUUCCCGUCGUGCAAAUUGUUAAUUUGGGAGCAGGAUACGAUACGCUGUACUGGCGGCUGAAAUCCAACGAAAAACUGUGCAAUCAGGUGAGGAUCAAAGUGGUCGAUCUGGAUCUACUUCCGGUGACGAUAAAAAAAUAUCAUGCCAUUAAGACGCACAAACAGCUCAGCAGUCUGCUCACAGGAGAGUGGAAAGAAGGAGAACUUCCACAAGGUGAACUACACACAGGCGACUAUGAUCUGAUUUCCGCCGAUAUACGGGACACCCUUAACAUUGAGCGCAAAUUGAUGGCAGCAUGCAAAUUGGAUCCCAAGCGUCCCACGUUGUUUAUUGCCGAGUGCGUAUUGAUUUACAUGAACACAGGCAGCACCAAGCAGCUGCUAACAUGGAUCGCUGAGACCUUCGAGACGGCCUGCUUUAUUAAUUAUGAGCAAGUCAACAUGUCGGACAAUUUCGGACAGAUCAUGUACAAUUCCCUCAAAGAACAGGGCUGCGUCUUGGCUGACGCCGAUAGCUGCAAGAGUCUGAAAUUCCAUGAAGAGCGCUUCGUGAAAACUGGAUGGACGAAAGCCAGCGCGGCUGAUAUGAAUGCUAUGUGCAGUUCGCUUCCGAGGGCAGAAAUUGAAAGGAUCGAUCGGAUAGCCAUGAUCGAUGAGCCGGACGUUCUCCAGCAACUGUUUAAUCACUACUGCAUUGCCUGGGCUUACAAGGGUGCGGUGGGGACCGAGCUGGAAAAAGUCAGACUGCUUUAACCAGUAUUGUGGUGAGAAAUGUGCUCUUUUAUUGGUUCUGUGCAUGUCAUGAAUGUUUUAUUUUGGAUUUUUAUUUUCGCUCUUUUUGAAAACCUGGAUUGGUUUCCAUUUGCGUUCUCUUGAACCCAGUGAUAGAGUGCAGUUACAAGAACGCACUAGUUUUUUAUUUCUGGACAUGUUGGUUAAUCUUUUGCAGCGCUUCUGUUAAUACGUAUAAUAAAUGAGUUUUAAAGUCGAGCGAAAA
Messenger RNA from Paramacrobiotus metropolitanus, 1621 nucleotides. Its product is annotated as leucine carboxyl methyltransferase 1-like. Gene Ontology annotation, molecular function: protein C-terminal leucine carboxyl O-methyltransferase activity. The transcript has 5 exons. Lineage: Eukaryota; Metazoa; Tardigrada; Eutardigrada; Parachela; Macrobiotidae. The record is from RefSeq and is a predicted model, not a curated record. Gene Ontology annotation, cellular component: cytosol. Gene Ontology annotation, biological process: C-terminal protein methylation. The coding region runs from base 304 to 1377 and encodes 357 amino acids.